This is a messenger RNA of Gadus chalcogrammus (walleye pollock), 1775 nucleotides long. It is a transcript of the gene irx1b, whose product is annotated as iroquois homeobox 1b. Gene Ontology annotation, molecular function: RNA polymerase II cis-regulatory region sequence-specific DNA binding; DNA-binding transcription factor activity, RNA polymerase II-specific. The record is from RefSeq and is a predicted model, not a curated record. Bases 199 to 1551 code for a protein of 450 amino acids. Gene Ontology annotation, biological process: cell development; neuron differentiation; regulation of transcription by RNA polymerase II. Gene Ontology annotation, cellular component: nucleus. NCBI's taxonomy places the organism in Eukaryota, Metazoa, Chordata, Actinopteri, Gadiformes, Gadidae. The transcript is spliced from 5 exons.
GCUACAGCGAGGCAUCACUGUGUACUCAAGUGCCAAACUCGUCGGAAGCUAAGGACUACGCGUCGAGAAAGUGGAGUUGACAGACUGGCUGUCGUGAUUUAGAAACCCUCUUCGUCUUUCUGGGAAUUUUUGUUUGGUUUCUUCCCGUGUUCCCCCUUGUGAUUUUUAGGCGAGGAGAUUUAUUGCGAGCCUGUGGAGAUGUCCUUUCCUCAGCUGGGGUUCACGCAGUUUCUAAACCCACCGCACGAGGUGUACGCGGGCGAGCGGCCGGGCUCCGCGCGGGAAGGAGGCGCGGACAGCGGGGUGAGCCCCUCAGCCUGCACCGCCGCGGCGGUGAGCUCCAUGCUCGGGAUGUACGGGAACCCGUGGGCCCACAACUACAGCGCGUUUCUGCCGUACGGCGGAGCCACAGACCUCGCCCUCAUAUCACAGAUGGGCCCCCAGUUCGACCUGAAGGAGAGUCCCGGAGCCCGGCCGGCCGCCCUGCCGGUCCACGCCGCCCAGGGCUUCUACCCAUACGGCCAGUACCCUUACGGAGACCCGUCCAGGGCCAAAGCAGCCACCCGGGAGACCACCAGCACGCUGAAGGCCUGGCUGCAGGAGCACCAGAAGAACCCCUACCCCACCAAGGGGGAGAAGAUCAUGUUGGCCAUCAUCACCAAGAUGACCCUGACGCAGGUGUCCACGUGGUUCGCCAACGCGCGCCGGCGGUUGAAGAAGGAGAACAAGGUGACGUGGGGGCGCAGCGCCGAGGACCGCGACGGACGGAUCUUCAGCAGCGACAACGAGGAGGACACCGCGAAGAACGGCAGCGACGACGAGGACGAGGAGGAGGAGAUCGACCUAGAAACGAUCGAUAUCGAGAGGCCAGAGGAGGGCCGCGGGGAUUUGGGGUGCGAGAAGGAUGAAGCGGGAGCGAGAGAGGGCUCUGAGUUGAAGACUUCGGAGGCCAGCAGCAGGGGGCUCUCAGAGGACGGCCUGAGAGCAGCGGAGCGGCCUGUCGCUCUCAUUAAGGCGCCUGGAGGAAAAAUAGCGAUGGAUAAUUCCCCGAUUAGACAGGAGUGUCAGAGAGCACCGCAGAGCAAACCUAAGAUCUGGUCUUUGGCAGAGAUCGCCACGAGCCCCGAUAACGCCCAGCACAAACUUUCUUCCCUACCACAAUAUACGCAACACCCCGCGUUAUCGUCCGCGGGCCAUCCGGCCUUAAUGCCGGGACAUGGGAUAUACACGUGUCAGAUCGGAAAGCUGCACAACUGGACCAACGCAGCUUUCCUGAACGCCACGUCUCUUGUAAACAUGAAGCUCCUUGGGGUGGGUCCGAAGGGCCAAUUACCUCUCCAGGCGCGUCAUGACGCGCGGCUGGGGAAUGUGUCCGGCGCCUCGGGGACCGAGGACGACAGCGAGGGGGAGUCCUCAGACGGGUUCAGUCCAAAACACGACGGGGAGGAGAGCGAUCACAGACCUAACUCUCCUAAAUCUUCUUUUCAGCUGAUCACUGACAGAUCACAUCACGGAAAAGCAGCACAACGAAUUCUGACAACGACAUUAUGAGGAGAAGGCAAAUGAAAAUGUUACAGAAUAAUUAUAUUAAAUGAAGAACAUUUUAGUAAGGGUAAUAUUUUUGACAAGGAAAUCUGUCGUCACGUGUUAGGCCUACAGUUUAGCUACAUGCGAAAGACAUGUUUUGGUCACACAUUUUCUUGUAUCCCUUUCCAUGUAUGUAUGUUUUUUUCUUUCCUCUUAUAUUGUGAAUGAAAACUUAAUGAAAUUUGUAA